AAUUGUACAGGUGAGCUCGCGGCUGUCGUUUCUAUACUCGCGUGCCAUUGUGGACAGCGCACGUGCGCCAUGCGCGCGCACACACACACACACACGCACGCGAGGCAUACGCGCGCGCGAUUUACUUCACUCAGAUCUGCACCACACAGGCUCGAAGGAGCGCACGCGGGCGCUUUUUUGGUGCCAAACGCACGCACUUCACCGUUCAGACGUGGUCGGUGUCGUUUCAGGAUUUCUGCUGAGCUCGAGAAGUCGUUCUGGAACGGGUCGCUUUGCCAAAUCACAUCAGAGGCAAGAUUAUAUGUGUGUUUUGUUUUCUAAGGAGCAUGAUCACAUGAGAACGGGGAAUUGUUCGUGAAGCAUUAGCUGGAGUACCGGUAUGUGACACACACACACACACACACACAAACUAACUUGAGGCUUUUUUUUGGCUGUACUCGGUCUUCACCCACAAGGCUCCUGCGUAAACCGGAAUAACCGUGCACGAGACAAAGCAGUGAUGGUCGCGCGCCGGCGAUGCCGCGGAGGAGAACUUCUGCAAAAAGUGAGCACCAACUAAGGAGUGCACAUGGAAGUCGCCAUGUUGUCGUGCAACACCACCGCGAUCAAAGACUGGAGUUUUUUCCUGUCUCACAUCCUGCCGCUCGUCAACCGGUCGGCUGGGCUCGUGCACCGCGGCGUGGAGGAGGCGGAGGCGGUCACGGUGGCCGUGGUGACCGUAGCGCUUGAGCCCGCCAGCCGCGCGCCCCCGGACUCCAACCACACGGAGCACGUGUACCAGUACUCGUAUUCGGAGGGUGAUGUGCUCGUGCACGGUGGUCGUGAGCCGCCCGACCGGGAGCCCAUUCCGCUGCCCAAAGCCGUGCUGUACCUGCUGAUGGCGGCGCUCGUGGUGGUGCUGGUGGCCUACGCCAUAGUGGGACAUCUGGUCAAAGAUCUGCUGCACGAGUUUGUGGACUGGGUGUUUGGUCCUCGUUCUGCGAACCGCAGAAGCAAAAGCGAUGUGAGCUGCAUCACUGCCAGCGGCAACGAGAUGAGUGAACUGCCACGUCUACUAGAAACGAGCUACACCACCCAGAAUCACUCAGGCUGCUCCAGCGGCACCAAGCCUGAAGAGCUAGUAGUGAACAUCGAAGAACCUUUACAUCUCCCUGACCCACCUCACACUGCCCACACUACCCACAGCACCCACACCACUCACACGGCCCACAGCACACGCCCACAGACUGUCCGCCAUUUUGAUUGGAUCUUUCACGAUAAAGACGGGGGGAGGAUGAGGAGGGAACAUUCACUGGGAGGAAAAGUGUGACGUUAUGGGGAUUAGCACUACAAUCACUACACACUGCACAAUGAUUAAACAUUCACUACACACUCACUACACACUCAAAACAUAUAACGCACUUGCUACACACUCGCUACACAGUCAAAACUCUACACAAUCAUUACACACACACUAUCAUUACACACUCACUACACACUACACACUCACUACACACUUCAGCUGUGGAACUGGUGUUUGAGUAAAACAGCAAGUCCUGAUCCUGUGUGAAUGUAAAUUUCAGGACGAUUUACAGCGUGCGUGUGUGUGUGUGUGUAACAUUUUAAAUCCACAUUUAAAGACAUUUCAUUUCUCCCAUUACGUUUCUCUUUUAUAACAAGUUUUAUUCAUUGUAAUCUUUCCCUCUCUCGCUCUCACACACACACACCACACACACACUGCUGUGAUACUUUCUGGUUUGUACCAUGUUUUCUAAGCUACACUGCAUUCUACAAACUGCAAGCGAGCUCAAGCAAAUCAAAUCUAUUCACAAGAAAUACAGUUUCAGGCUGUAACAUGUAAGGCUGCUGAACGCAUGACUGCUGACCGCACAACUGACUGCACAACUGCUGACUGCAUGAAUGCUGACCGCACAACUACUGACUGCAUGACUGAAUGCAUAACUGCUGACCGUAUGACUGACCGCACGACUGCUGACUGCACGACUCACUGGUGGAUUUUUGAUAUAAGAUUUUUGAUAUAAGAUCUGAUCCAGCAGACAGCAUGGUAUCCUGGAGCGUCACUUUCUAUUCACAUCCAAUCGAAGAAAAAAAAAAUCUCCUGACAGAAAGGAUGCUCCUGAAAACCAAGCGUUCACUUCACCUGUGAAACCUACAGAGCAAAAAAGAUUAGAUAGAAAUAUGUGUAUAAAUAUUUAGACGUUUCUGUUAGUGGUGAUGCUGAACGAUUUACGUCUGUUUAAUAAGGGCUAUGUUUGUGUGUGUGUGUGUGUGCGUGUGUG
Messenger RNA from Hemibagrus wyckioides, 2279 nucleotides. RefSeq lists its product as uncharacterized. Bases 569 to 1309 code for a protein of 246 amino acids. The record is from RefSeq and is a predicted model, not a curated record. The transcript is spliced from 2 exons. NCBI's taxonomy places the organism in Eukaryota, Metazoa, Chordata, Actinopteri, Siluriformes, Bagridae.